AUGCUUAGACCAUCUGAAAUACAUCUGUAUAAAUUAUAUGUUGAAAGAGAAUAAGCUUUCCAUUUUCUCACUAAAGUAGGACAAAUGAACAAUGUUAAUUUAGUUAAUUGUUCAAACCAUGCAUUUCAUGAACAUGACUAUUACAAACAAUUAAAGCGAUGCGAUGAUAUUUAUAACAAAAUCAGUGAGAUCAAAAACCUUUUAAUCUUAUAUAACAAACCGAUACAUUAUUGUCCAAAUAUUAAAUCUUUCAUUUAAUACCUCCAAAUUACUGAGGAUUAGGUAAUAAAAAUGGAAUAAGAACUAACACAUAAAGUCCAAUUUAUUAUGAAUCAAUAGACAAAUCUGCAGUAGAUUGUUGAAUAAAGAAACAGAUUAGAAGAAGAGAUGUAAACAUCAUAUUAAAUUUAAGUGCAGUAAUAAAGUAUUCUAAGGACUUCAUAUACAAAUUUUCAGGGGUCUAAUUAGGAUAUAUAGUAGGAUGUAUGAAUGCUGCGGAUUUACAUAAAUUUAAUCGAAUUGUGUUUAGAAUCUCAAAAGAAAAUGGAAUUGUGAAAUUUAAGGAUUUCAACAACGAACGGACUAUUUUUACGUUGGUUUUUACUAAAGGUAAACAUGAAAAUUUAAAAACUAAAUUACUUAAAAUAUGUGAAGUACUUUAAUAAAUUUAUAAAUUUAGGCUUUUAAUGUAUCUAUAUAUUAAUUACCUGAAGAGAUUUAGGUUGAAAAUAAAAUAAUUGAAUUAGAAAAUGAAUUAACUAAUUUGAGUAUAGUCAUCACAACAACAAAAUUAGAAAUUGAAGAAUAAUUAGAUUUUUUUUCUGAUAUUUCAGUGGAGAGACCUUUAGAGUUGGAUGAAAUCUAUUUUAUCGGUUAUUGUUCAUACAUUUGUGAGUUGAAAAUCAUAGUAGAUUUGGUAAGUGCUACUUAUUAUCAUCUUACUUUUUUUGAAGCAAAAUCUCAAUUUUUAAUAGGUCAAAUGUGGUGUGAACUAAAUUAAAUUGAAUAAAUCAAAUAAAUCGGGGUUCAGAUUGAAAUAAUGCAAGACAUCAACGAAAAUUUAUAUGAACCACCAAGUCUUUUGAAAACAAAUUAAUUUACUCAUAUCUUUCAAGAAUUAGUGAAUACUUAUGGGAUUCCUAGAUACCAUGAAAUAAAUCCUGGUCUUUUCACUAUAAUUACGUUUCCAUUUUUAUUUGGUAUGAUGUUUGGUGACAUAGGACAUGGAGUAAAAUAUUUUCUAUAUAAAGAUAGUUUUGACAUUCUUUGGUUUCUACUUAUUAAUGUUUGGUAAGAGUGUAAUCAAAAGUAUAAAAUUGGAAAAUAGCAGUGAAUAUCUAUCAUAUGCAGACUUUUAGAGUUUAUAUGAAUGCAGGUAUCUCAUCACUUUAAUGGGACUAUUUGCUACAUAUUGUGGUUUUAUUUAUAACGAUUUCUUUUCGAUAUCUUUGGAAUAUAAACUUGAAAAGUUUUAGUUGGGUUUUGAUGGUAAAUGGAGUAUGUCUGAAUCUCACCUUACAGUGAUGAAUUCAUUUAAAAUGAAGACUGCAAUAAUCGUUGGAGUCAUUCAGAUGGUCUUUGGGAUUCUUCUCAAAGGUUGGAACUGUUUAUAUUAAAGAAAAUUUAUUGACUUCAUCUUUAAUUUUAUACCUGAAUUGGCUUUCAUGUUGUCUACAUUUGGAUAUAUGUCAUUUUUAAUAAUACUUAAAUGGCUGACUAACUAUAGUAAUAAUUUGGAACCACCUUCAAUUAUUACUACUCUGCUUAAUAUGGUCUUUACAUUAGGAGGAAUAAAAGGAGCUGAAAUGUAUCCUCAUUAAGUUUACUUUUAAACUAUAUUAAUUCGUAUAGCCAUAUGUUCUCCAAUAAUUAUGUUACUUAAACCAGAAGUAAUUAGAAUAAAGAGGUAGCUUUUUAAACGAGGAAAUUAAUAAAUGGUUUAUGACGAUUUAGUGGAAGCAGAACAUGCACAUAUAGAAGUCAUAAAAGAGGAGAAAAAUCAAAUUUUUGGCAAUUUAGUAGAAAGUAGAGCAAUUAAGGAAGAGAAGCAUUUCGAUUUUGCAGAGAUUUAUAUUGAAAGUUUAAUUGAAUGCACAGAAUUUGUAUUGGGAGCUGUGUCAAAUACAGCUUCAUAUUUGAGAUUGUGGGCACUUAGUUUGGCACAUUCUCAAUUAUCCGAAGUAUGCAAUUGUGAUUUACCUAUUAGGUCUUCUUCAAAAUGUCCUUAGAACCAUAAUUAUAAAGUGGAUCUGUUAUUGGAAUAUGUUUAACUUUUAUGGUCUAUGCUUUCGCAACUGUUGGAGUACUUAUGUGUAUGGAUACUCUAGAAUGUUUCUUACAUUCUCUAAGAUUACACUGGGUUGAAUUUUAGAGUAAAUUUUAUAAAGGAGAUGGUCAUAAUUUCUAACAAUUUAAUUAUCUUCAUUUUUUGGAUUAGAAAAUGUAAUUUAGUACAAGAAUGUGA
Molecule: messenger RNA, 2464 nt
Organism: Paramecium octaurelia
Lineage: Eukaryota; Ciliophora; Oligohymenophorea; Peniculida; Parameciidae
Source: the annotation of a GenBank genome assembly